Molecule: messenger RNA, 1876 nt
Organism: Gigantopelta aegis
Lineage: Eukaryota; Metazoa; Mollusca; Gastropoda; Neomphalida; Peltospiridae
Product: protease-associated domain-containing protein 1-like
Exons: 5
Coding region: 23-628 (201 amino acids)
Source: RefSeq, a predicted model, not a curated record
UAUCGUCAGCAAUGACAGCAACAUGGAGAAAAGGCUGUGGAGAACAACUUCAACAACAAUGUUGGCCUUGUUUCUUGUUUUGUCACAUUAUGUGAUGUUUGCUCUGCAGCUGGAUAUUAUUACAUCUCCAGAUAAUUUUUUUGUGACUGAGUCACUUUUUUUUCAAAUACUUGAACCAGAUGUCUUAAGCUACACCUAUAAAAUCAGACCAGCAAAGGAUUUUGGUUCAGAUUUCGACCGACAGUAUCAGAAAAUAGCCUUAACUUUAGCAGAACCCUUUGAAGGAUGCAGUCCAUUGACAAACUCUGUCGGAGGGUCAGUUGUAAUGGUUCUUCGAGGUGGAUGUUCUUUUCUGUCUAAAACAUUGAAUGCCGAGAAGGCCGGAGCUGUUGCUAUACUAAUCAGUGACAGUGAUGAGGAAAAUGAUGAAAAGUUUAUAGACAUGAUUGAUGAUAGCACUCAUCGUCACGUAACCAUUCCGUCCGCUUUUCUCAUGGGCAAAGAUGGAGCCAUGAUAAAGAGAGUGCUGAAUCAAAUGAGUAUUAACCAUGCAGUCAUAACUAUUCCAGUCAACGUUACAAGUGUUCCAAUUGGUAAAACUAAACGGCCCCCAUGGACUUUGUGGUGAAAAAUGUAACAAACUGAUGUGAACCACAGAUAUCCACAGUGGAUACAAUUCUACAGCAACAAACUAACCUCUUAUGAACUGCGAUGUGUGUAAUGCUCCAUUUACUGGUAGAAUGAUUACAAAUUGUGAUUUUUAGAUUUAUGCAAGCAAUACUGUGUGAAAUAGUCACAAUUAAUGUGCCUUUGCAUUCUGUAACACUACCGUACUUUCACGAAAUCCAGUAAUAGAUUCUGUUACCUCACAGGUCGACAAGGUUAGCUGUAAUUCAUUUACUGUUGCUUCGACGCAAAGGUCUUCAAAUGUUAAAUUUUCCCCUGAAGUUAUGAAAUAUUUUCACAUGUUCAUUCUGUUAGAUUAAUCAAUACAGUAUAUGGAAAUCUUUCAAUACCUUUCAUCUCAAUGAUCCACAUUUUUGUCUCAUUAACAAUUAUAAUUGUUUACAUAUUGAUUGGAAAGUACAUCAUUUGGCUUAUUCAUGCUCUGGGUGUGCAACACAUUUCGCCAAAUUAUUUACAAAAAUGCAAAACUCGGUUAUUUUCCAGCAAAUAUCAAUUAUGCAUGAAAUUUUUUUUCACCAAAUUAAAAUAAAAUUCGUCAAUUGUUUCUAAAAUUCACAAUUGGCGAAUUUGACGAGUGGCAGAGCUAGCCCUGUUUUGUAAUAUUCUAAUGAAGUUCAUACGUUUUUUUAAAUUUUUAUUAUUUAGCUGUCUGUUUUUAGAAGCUCUUGUCUCAGUGUUUAUUUUCUCAAUAAUUCCUUAUUCAGGUUAAAAACAAGCUUUGGUGUAUUUCAAUAUUCCAAUCAUUAAUGGUUUUAAAAGAUUAUUUAGUUGUCUUCUUUUUGUAAACCAGCUUGUCUCAGUGUUAAUUUUCUCACUAGUUCCAUACCAUAUCAUGAACUGUCCGAUGUCCUAUCUGUUCCAGAAAUUAUGACAUGGAUUUGAACGGGCGAGAGUGGCAUUUUUGGGAGAGUAUACCCCACUUGAAAAACUAAUAUUGUGUGCAUGGGUGCACAAAACAAAUAUUGUGCUGUACAAAAUUCACGAAACACUAUUAUUGUGACAAUCUUACUCCAUGAGUAAAAUGUUUUACAACUUUGUUUCAUGUAUUUAUCCAGCUCACAAGUACAUACAGGACUAGCUCUGGGUGAGCAAAAUAUUUCGCCAAAUUGUCCAUCAAACUUCAAAAAUUGCAGAAAUCAAGAGUUAUUUUCUAAAAAAAAUGUCAGUUAUUACAUAAAAUUAUUCUGCC